UAAAGAAAAAAACAAAACACCAAAGACCCUUCGAAACUUCAGAGAGAGAGAGAGAGAGAGGGAGAGAGAGAGAGAGUGGAGAGAGAGAUCAUGAAGAUAUAUGCUUGAAUCGACAUCUGAUACUAGGUUUUUACCAAAACCCUGGAACGAAAACCAGCUGGAUAAUCGCCACUAUUUCUAGCAAAGUAAAAUUUCAGGAAAUCAACGGAUUCGACAUCUUGGGAUUCUGUUUUCAAUUUCUUCUUUCAGGAUGUUGAGAGACUUCAAAUUCCUGCGCCGGAAUUCCGGUAAGAACGAGGAGAUUGAGAAUGUGCCCGAAAACCCCAAGGAUUCUUUGGUGAUUCAAACCGGAAUCGACUCGUCGAGGCCUCCCCUAAACACAAUCCAAGAGCCGAUUCAAAUGGCUAAGCAGGAACAGGAAAUGGGGUUUAGGAGUAAGAUUGAGAGGACUCCAACUAAGGCCAAAGGCAAAAGUUCGGAUCCUACAUUGCCUCUACGCACUCCGGACAAGCAUGGCGCUGGGUUUUCCGCCAAGAAUCGAUUCGCGUGGACUCAAAAGCACGAACCCGGUUUGAUUACCGGUGAUUCCCGUGAUGAUGGCAGUAAUUAUUCGGGCCAAGUGAAAGGAGGGGCUGGAACUGUAAAUGGGGGUUUGGUUAGUAUGACUCCUCGGCCAGCUCGGGGGGUGGGAAGGGGUGCUUCUAGUUAUUCUGAGAGCAAUUCAACGCAAAGCACACCGUCCAAGAGUGUUAGUAAGCCUCCGAGUUCUGGGAUUCGGAGUAGGGUUGAUGGACAUGCCAGUACUCGCACUGGAAACUUUGCUGCAUUGUAUAAAGGGUUACCAAUUUCUUGUAGUCCAGCUACUACUGCUAAUACUGUGGAAGUGCCUCACUUUGAUCUGAAGGAAGACCCUUCAUUCUGGAUGGAACACAGUGUACAGGUUCUUAUACGAGUCCGUCCUCUCAAUAGCAUGGAAAAGAGUACACACGGUUACAACAGGUGCUUGAAGCAAGAAAGUGCUCAAACCAUUGCUUGGAUUGGGCAACCAGAAACUCGAUUUACAUUUGACCAUGUAGCAUGUGAAACAGUGGAACAGGAAACACUUUUUAGGAUGGUUGGUCUACCGAUGGUUGAGAAUUGCCUGUCGGGGUACAAUAGCUGUAUGUUCGCCUAUGGUCAGACUGGAAGUGGGAAGACAUACACAAUGCUUGGCGAGAUUGAUGAUUUAGAAAUCAAGCCCAGUCCACAUCGUGGAAUGACUCCACGUAUUUUUGAAUUCUUAUUUGCAAGGAUCCAGGCGGAAGAGGAAAUUCGAAAAGAUGAAAAACUAAAGUACACCUGCAAGUGUUCUUUUUUAGAGAUAUACAAUGAACAAAUUACAGACCUCCUUGAUCCCUCAUCUGCUAAUUUGAUGCUCCGGGAGGAUGUUAAGAAGGGUGUCUAUGUUGAAAAUCUCUCUGAAUUUGAAGUACAGACUGUUAGCGAAAUUCUAAGGCUUCUAACUCAGGGUUCUUCAAAUCGGAGAGUUGCAGCCACAAAUAUGAAUAGAGAGAGUAGUCGGUCGCACAGUGUAUUUACAUGCGUAAUUGAGAGUAGAUGGGAAAAAGAUUCAGCAACUAACCUACGGUUUGCAAGACUAAACCUAGUUGAUCUUGCUGGUUCAGAGAGGCAGAAAACUUCAGGUGCUGAGGGUGAGCGUUUGAAGGAGGCUGCUAACAUUAAUAAGUCAUUGUCUACUCUGGGUCAUGUAAUAAUGGUUCUAGUGGAUGUUGCGCAUGGGAAGUUGAGACAUAUUCCUUACAGAGAUUCAAGGCUAACUUUUCUCCUUCAGGAUUCACUUGGUGGGAACUCGAAGACAAUGAUAAUUGCGAAUGUCAGCCCUUCUAUCUGCUGUGCAUCUGAAACACUGAACACUCUUAAGUUUGCCCAACGAGCAAAACUUAUUCAGAAUAAUGCUGUUGUGAAUGAAGAUUCUACAGGAGACGUUAUUGCACUACAACACCAGAUACGACUUCUAAAGGAGGAGCUUUCUAUUCUUAAACGUCAGAAUGUCUCUAGAUCUUUGUCAUUUGGUUUGACAACUAUUGAAGGUACAACAACAGCACAAGAAAAUGCCUGCAUGGAAAAUAUUCACGAUGUGAAUAUGGAGAUUGAUGAUUCGCCUGAGUACGCAUCCAAGGGCGUUGUUAGAUUAUCUACCAAACAGUUGAAAUCUUUGGAGACAACACUUGCUGGUUCCUUGAGAAGGGAGCAGAUGGCUGAAACUUCUAUUAAGCAACUUGAGGCUGAAGUAGAACAGUUGAACCGCCUGGUUCGUCAAAGAGAGGAAGAUACCAGAUGUAGUAAAAUGAUGCUCAGGUUUAGGGAAGACAAAAUUCUGAGAAUGGAAUCACUUCUUGGAGGUUCUGUCCCUGCAGAUGCUUAUCUACUGGAAGAGAAUAGAGCACUCUCCGAGGAGAUUCAGUUGCUUCAAGCUAAAGUUGAUAGAAAUCCUGAAGUAACUCGCUUUGCUUUGGAGAAUAUAAGGCUUUUAGAUCAACUUAGAAGGUUUCAAGAGUUCUAUGAAGAAGGGGAGAGAGAGAUACUCUUGUCUGAAGUAUCUGCACUGCGGGAUCAGUUGCUUCAAUUUAUUGAUGGGAGCUCUAAGCAGCAUAAUGAUCUUAAUUCUAAUAUGCAACCUGAGUUUAAAGAUACUCUUGGAGAAUUAGAGAAAUGCAGGGACCAAUUAAAAUCUUGCUUCGAAGAUAAUGCAAAACUCAGAAGGGAAUUAGAUUGCCUACGCACCAUGUUAGAGAAUAUCAGAUAUGAACCCUGUGAGCUUGAUGGCGUCAAUAAGACCAUAAGGGAUUUAAUAAAUGGUCCAGCUGUUGAAGAUGAGGUGCUCAAGGUAGUCCAAAGUGAGAACCUGGAAGGGAAGCAUGAAUCUCUGCUGAUAAAACAUGCAGAAGAAAUGGUCAAUUUGCAGCUGGAACUGGAUAUAUUAAAGAUGAUUAUCAAAGAAGAGAGGUCAACUUGUCGUGAGAUGGAGGAAACGGCAAUAUGCUAUGAUAGAGAUCUUCAGGUGGCGAAGGAAAAACUUUUACUAACAAGUAAAAAAUAUGAAGAUGCUAAAUGCGAAUUGGAAGAGGCGAAGUCCGUCAUUGAAGCUCUUGAAUCCCAGCAAAUUCUAUCAAUCAAUGAGAUGGAGGAACUGAGGAAUACUAACAGUCAUUAUCAGAAGCUUUUGAGUAAACAGGAGCCUGAAAUUAUGGUUUUGAAGGAUCAGCUUGCUUUUAAAGAGUUGCAAUUUCACUCACCUUCAACCCGUACAGAGCGUGACAAUUCCCCCUUAGAAGCAAACUUGAAGAGGAUGCAAGCCUCUCUUGAAAAGGCCAAGAGACUGAAUAAUUGGUACCGAGGUGACCGUGCGCAUCAGGUGUCAAAUGAAGAAGAAAUGGAUGAAGUUUGCAGGCAGGCUGAAGCUGAAACUGCUGAAGUGAUUGUCUGUAUGCAGGAAGAACUUGGGAUACUUCAGCAGCAAGUCCAAGAUAGUCAUUUGAAAGAAAUGGAGAUGAAAAAGGCUGGAACACUUUUGGAGACUGAAUUGAAAGUGGUUCAGGAAAAACUGUACAUCAUAACUGAAGAUAACAAAAGCUUGAAUCAAAAGCUAGAAGAGAAAGAUAGGGAACUGUUAAUUUUAUCUGAAGAAUGGGAUCUAUUGACUUGUGAGAUUGAAGAAAUUCUUGCUGUUGGGCAUGAUGCACUCAUCAAUGCUUCUGAUCAGCUUGAACUUAUAUCAAGUUCCUUUCCGCAUAGAAGGAUUUGGAUAUCCUACCAAGUUGGCAGGAUGAUUAAAAUAAUCUCUGAAAAGGAAUUAAUGAUUGAAGAACUGAGGAGUUGUUUAGAGGAUGCAAACAAUAAAAAAAGUGAUGUGGAGUGCAUGCUGAAGUCUUUGAGAGGAGCAGCAAUGGUAAUCACUGAAGCACACCAGCAGGAGUGCAGUGAAAAGGAGAAAGAAAUCCUCCAAUUGAUGUCAGAGUUGACUACAAAGACAUCUACAAUAGCAAAGCUGGAGGACAGAAAUAAAUGGGCAGAAGAUCAGAUUGGAAAAGUAUCUGGUUGUGCAACAGUUGCUUUUGUGAUUGUCAAUAGAUUAUCUGAAAUGAAUAAUAGUUAUCGUGAUGCAUUAAAGCACAAGGAUUUCCAGCUUAGUGAAUCAGUAGAGAUGAACUUGAGGAAGGAUGCUCUUCUUAAUGAUCAAGCUGAGAUGAUUGAAGAAGCAGAUAAGCAGAUACAGUCUCUGAGAGAGGAAGUAAACGAUUUGGAGGGAACCUGUGGUAAGCUUAGAGAAAAAAUCUCUGAAGAGCAGGAGCGUUCUUGUUGUAUGGAGCAAAAGCUAAAAACUAUUGAAGAGAUUGACAUUUUGAUGACAAAGGAGAAACUAGCUGAGCUACAAUCAGGUGUAUCUACACUCAAGUCAUGCAUGAGCUCGUAUGGGGAGCAUUGUGGAAGUCCUUCAAGGAAAGAUUCACAAGAAGUAUGUAUGUCUUUUGAUGGAGAUGGAGAAGGUGAAGAAGGACCGGUAAGCUUCUUGCUUUCUGAUGCUGAAACAAAUCAAGUCAGUGACAGAGACUUAAAUUGUGUUGAAGACCUGACAGUGGAUACAUCUGGAUAUUCUAGAGUAGGGAAGGGUGUGUGCUGCCCUUCCUAUGAUGAGAAAAAUCUGGAGUCUAGAAGAAUUGGCAGGGAUAUGCUUAAUAAAGAUGUUACCAUUAUACUUCUGAAAAAGGAGAUAGAAUCGGCCCUUGAAAGCCUGAAGGAGGUGCAAGCUGAGAUGGUGAAGCUGCAUGACGAGAAAAAACAGAUGCAGGUAUCUGAGAAAUGCAGUCAGGAAAGCAUGAAAUGUCUUACAACUCAGGUACUGGCCAUGGAAGCAGCCAUGAGUAACUUUGAAAAACAAUAUAUACUCAAGACGGAAGCUUUUGGUAAUAGGCUAAGUGUGUUUGAACAAACUGUGGAAGAAGCUGGCUCUCAAUGGUGUCAGACUAAAGAGUUGCUCGAACUUGAGGUUGAUGGUGCAAAGAUGGUUGCAGCCCAGAAAGCCGCAGAGGCUUCUUGUAUCAUGGCCAAAUUUGAAGAGGCCCAAAAUACUAUGAAAGAUGCAGAUAUUAUGAUCAAUAAACUGGUGAUAGCAAAUGAACAAUUAAAGCUAGAUAUAGAAAGGCUUAAGGAAACCGAAGUCGGAUUAAUCAAUGACCGGAGUCUAUUAAUUGAUGAGGUUCAGAGCUUGCAGAACAUCAAUGAUCUGAAGAAUCAACAAUUUGAAGAUCUUGAAAAGCAGCUUGGCUCGCAUUUGACGGAAACAAGGGAUCUGGUUUCAGAGAUUGAUUGUGCCAUCACAGAAUUACAGACUACACUAGGCAAAAACUUAAUGUCUUUAGGCUGUGACUUCCGCAGCAUGAAGUCUCUGCUGGUGAACUCCACAAAGUUGGUACAUUCAUGGCUUGAGGGUGUCUGGUCUCAAAUAAUUGUGAAGGACAGUGCUGUGUCAGUACUACAUCUGUGUCAUAUGGGAAUUUUGUUGGAAACAGUCACAGGGCUGAAUACAGAGAAUGGUUUGCUUCAACAUGGUCUGUGUGAAUCAAACUCUGCUAUAUCUGAUUUAAGGGAACGCAAUUUUAAGUCAAUAAGAGAGCUUGAGAUGUGUAGAAUCCUCAAAGGGAAACUCCUGGCCGACAUCAAGAACAGUUUUGAUAAAAUCUCAAGGAAAGAAGAAGAAACUGGGGAGCUUAGAGUCAAGGUAUCCACUUUUGAGAAACAAAUAUCAGACCUGCAGCUCCAAGAGGAGUUGAUGCUGCAAAGGUCUAAUGAUAUGGGAUCACAGCUUUCAAUUUUAAUGAAGGAGUUGGACCUGAGUAACUCUAACGUUUUGGCAUGCCUUCUGGAUCAGGAGAAAAUACUGAAAUAUAAAGAGAUGAUUCUUGAAUCUCAAGCCGAUCUUUUCAUGGAAGGUUGGUGCUCUAAAGACUUUGAGUCACUUAUCUUGGUUUCAGAACUAGAAGAGAUGGCUCUGCAGAAAGCUGAUGCAGAAAAAGAGCAUAUCAAGUGUUGUUCAGUCCUUGAGAAUUUGAAGAAAGAAAUAAUUUUUUCCAAGGUCGAUGCAGAGUUGAAAACAAAACUGCUACCGGACGUGGAAUCCCAGGUUUCUCUUCUAGAAAAACAAAUUCAAGAGGCAACAUUGGAAAGAAAGGAUCUAUUGUCAAAGCUGAAAGUCAGUAAUUCAAGAAUUUCACAGAUGGAGGAAGUGACUGAACAAGGCAUUCAGUCGCUAAAGGAUGUUGCUUCUUUGAAUGGUAGAUUGAAAGUUGAACUUGUCGACGUCAAUGAAACAAAGGUGAGGCUGUUGAACCAGGUUCAAGCACAUGAAGCGGACUAUGAAAAUCUACUGAAUGAUUUCAAAACAAAGGAAAGAGCAUUAGAAGUUUCUCUGAGUCAAAUAUCUGCCCUUGAUGAAGGAAACAAAGAUCUGCAGAAGAAUAUCUCCACGAUGGAAACUUUUUUGUGCAAACUACAAAAUGAGUUGGACAUGAAAAAUGCAGAGUUAAGCCGAAUGAGCUGUUUGGCAGAUGAGAAUGAGUCAUUGAAAGGUGAGAUAAUGAAGUUAAAUGCUCAAAACAGGCUAGUGCUUCAAGACUUAGUGGGGAAAAAUUCUGAGUUUGAAUCAUCUUUGAGCCGCAUAGAUGUCUUUCAUGAGGAAAAUCAGAGGCUGCAAAAUGAAAUAAUCUCGUUGGAGACUGGUAUUGUUAGUCUAAAGACUCAGCUGGAAAUGAAAAAUGCUGAAAUGAAUGAGCUCCAACAUUCUCAAUCUGUCAUUCUCGAGGAGUUAUGUUCAAGAACACGGGACUGCCAAAGUUAUGUCAACAAUGUAAAAUCCUUGGAGGAGCAGAAUGCUUUCUUAAGAUGUGAAAUUUGCUCCCACAAGAAUACUAUGCAUGAAAGCUUCUCCAUUUCAAGCUUGAACAUCAUGAAAUGCAUUGAUACAGUGGAAACUCUUGACAUGAUGGGUAACAGAUUACUUAAUGUACUGGAUGGAAAAGGCUCUUCAGUUGUGGAUAAAAUGUCACAAGAGAUAUCUGAAAACAUAGAGAGGACAUGUAAGUUCAUGGAAGAGUUUGACUGCUUGGAGUGCCAUGCUAAAGAGCUAGUAUCAGAAAAUUUGAAUCUGCAGGCUGAGCUAUUAAGAAAGGAAGAUGUUUUGAAAGGACUUUUAUUUGAUCUGAGCUUGUUGCAAGAAUCUGCAUCUAAUACCAAAGAUCAAAAAGAUGAGAUUGAGGAAAUGGUGGUUUCUGUAGAGGCAUUAGAGAAUGAGCUUGCAGUAAAAACAUGUGAGCUUGAUCUGGCGCUUGCUAAAAUCCAAAUGCUUGAAGAUCAGUUGCGGGAUAAAAUUGACAUAAUUUCUGUGCAUGAGUUGGAUCUCUCAAAUGAACGUGAGUCUUUAGAAAUGCUUUCUGGAGAAAAUCUGGAGCUGGGUGCUCGUAUUGAAGAUGCCUUGGCAGCAAAAAGUAUUUUAGAGGAGGAAUUGACAGAGAAGAAAAAGAUAAUUGAGAGCUUGGAAAUGGAGCUUACAGAGAUGAGUAAUGCUCUUGGGCUAAUGAAUAAUUCAAUCGAAUCCCUUGGGAGCAAUAUGAAUGAACUUGCUAGUGAGAGGGAUCUUCUCCAGAUUGAGGUUAAUAGUUGGAAAGAAAAGUUUGAGAGGGUAAAGACACUUGCUGACAAAAACGAAGCAAUUGCCAUGGAAGCUCAACAGAUGGCUGAAUCAAGAAAGGUCUAUGCUGAAGACAAAGAGACAGAGGUGAAGCUAUUAGAGAGAUCUGUUGAAGAGCUAGAAUGUACAAUAAAUGUAUUGGAAAACAAGGUCAACAUUCUUAAAGGAGAAGCCGAACGCCAACGGUUGCAAAGAGAAGAGCUGGAAUCGGAGCUUCAUUCUGUAAAAGAUCAGAUGCAUAAUGUUAAAAAUGCUGAUUCAGACAUGAAAAGGCAUUUAGAUGAGAAAGAGAAAAACCUUCAAGAAGCCCUUGAGCAUAUGCAAAUUCUUGAGAGAGACAUAGCAGAAAAGGAUGCAGAGAUUACCCAACUAAAAGCACAUCUCUCUGAGCUAAAUUUGCAUGCUGAAGCACAGGCUAGUGAAUAUAAGCAAAAGUUCAAGGCAUUGGAAGCCAUGGCUGAACAAGUCAGGCCUGAAGGACAUUCCGCCCAUCUCAUGAAUUCUUUAUCAAACAAGUCAGAGAAGUAUACCACAAAGUCUAGGGGUUCUGGUUCCCCUUUUAAAUGCAUUGGAUUGGGCUUGGCACAUCAAAUAAAAUCUGAGAAGGAUGAGGAGCUUACUGCUGCAAAGCUUCAUAUUGAAGAGCUUGAAUUUUUGGCAGUAAGCCGGCAGAAAGAGAUAUUUGCAUUGAAUGCUAGAUUAGCUGCUGCUGAGAGCAUGACCCAUGAUGUAAUUAGAGACCUACUGGGAGUUAAAUUGGAUAUGACCAAUUAUGCGUCAAUGUUGGAUAAUGAGCAAGUGCAGAAGAUAACUGAAAAGGCUCGACUUCAUAGUUUAGAAUCUCAAGAGAAGGAGCAGGAGGUGGUUAAGCUAAAGAAGCAACUUAAUGAAUUUGUCGAGGAGAGGCGUGGAUGGCUGGAGGAAAUUGAUCGAAAGCAGGCUGAAAUGGUAGCUGCCCAAAUCGCAUUGGAAAAACUACGGCACCAAGAUCAGUUACUCAAAACUGAGAAUGAAAUGUUGAAGAUAGAGAAUCUACAUCGUAAGCAAAAGAUGAUGGAGCUUGAAGGGGAAGUAAAGAAGCUAUCUGGUCAGCAAAACCUCCAGCAGCGCAUUCAUCAUCAUGCAAAAAUCAAGGAUGAAAACAACAUGCUCAAAACUCAGAAUGAAGAACUCAGCAGUAAGCUGCGGCGAACUGAGGUUAUUCUUUCACGUGUCAAGGAAGAGCUUGCUCGCUUCCGUGCUUCUAUUGGGAAAAAUCCCUAUGUUGAUUUUGAUGAGGAACAUCGGUUGAAUAUCAAACUGAAGGAAACCGAGGAGGAGAAGGUUCAGUUAGCACAGAGGUUAUUGGGUUUAUGUACAAGUGUUUUAAAGGCAGUUGGAAUAACAAAACCAGUAUCCAAUGUAAGUCCCUCCGAUGCUGAAGAAGCCCUGGAGCAGCUCAAGAAUAGAUUUACUGCACUCGAAAGAGAAUUGCAAGAUUUGAAGUAUAAGAACAGAAUUACCAAUGAAAGAAUCCGAUUGACGGAAUUCAUGCCACAAUCUUCACCAAUAAAGUCAGCAGAUGAGAAAUGUCGAACUCCAGGAAGGGCAUCCCAAGCUGCAUUUUUUUCUGCUCUAGAUCGAUAAGCAAACUUGUUGGGGUCCCAAGGGAUCUGUGGUUAGCUCUUUGCUAACUAUUUUAAUUGGUCUGAUGGCCUGUAUAAUUUUUGUAUUGUAUAUUUAUUGUUUUUAGUUGGUAAAUAUUCCCAUGUAAUUAUAGUACAAUGAAAUCAGUGUAUGGUUUUACCACUUUCA
Carya illinoinensis is the source of this 9538-nucleotide messenger RNA. Its product is annotated as kinesin-like protein KIN-12D. NCBI's taxonomy places the organism in Eukaryota, Viridiplantae, Streptophyta, Magnoliopsida, Fagales, Juglandaceae. The transcript is spliced from 37 exons. The record is from RefSeq and is a predicted model, not a curated record. Gene Ontology annotation, molecular function: microtubule binding; microtubule motor activity; ATP binding. Bases 251 to 9370 code for a protein of 3039 amino acids. Gene Ontology annotation, biological process: microtubule-based movement.